Molecule: messenger RNA, 1180 nt
Organism: Macadamia integrifolia
Lineage: Eukaryota; Viridiplantae; Streptophyta; Magnoliopsida; Proteales; Proteaceae
Product: ras-related protein RABA5c-like
Exons: 2
Coding region: 251-907 (218 amino acids)
Cellular component (GO): endosome
Molecular function (GO): GTP binding; GTPase activity
Source: RefSeq, a predicted model, not a curated record
ACUACUCCUGCUGUAUCUCUUUUUGCUCUAAAUUUAGACAUCUUUCCGCCAUUUUAGGACUCCCCCAGAAAUCCAGAAUAGACCCUUCUGCUGCUCUGCAAUAUCUCUGCUUAAUAUAGAGUUCAGACCCGUCUCUGCUAAAUCAAGAGUUCGGACUCUGAACCCUUCUUUUUCUGGGCUUAUUCUUCACCAUUCUCUCUCUCUCUCUCUCUCUUGACUGCUGAAGUAACAUUAGGAGAAACAGAGGAAGAUGGAUGAUGACCAUGAAGAAGGGGAAGAGUACCUUUUCAAGAUAGUUAUAAUCGGAGACUCUGCUGUGGGUAAGUCGAAUUUGCUCUCCAGGUAUGCUCGGAACGAGUUCAGCAUGCACACUAAGGCGACGAUCGGUGUUGAGUUUCAGACUCAGAGUGUGGAUAUAGAUGGCAAGGAGGUGAAAGCCCAGAUUUGGGAUACUGCAGGUCAAGAGCGAUUUCGUGCUGUUACCUCUGCUUACUAUAGAGGUGCUGUGGGUGCCCUCCUCGUCUAUGAUAUCAGUAGACGCACCACAUUCGAUAGCGUCGGUCGAUGGCUUGACGAGCUUAACACACAUUCUGAUACUACAGUAGCAAGGAUGCUGGUGGGGAACAAAUUGGACUUGGAAAAUCUCAGGGAUGUAAGUGUAGAAGAAGGCAAAAGCCUGGCGGAAGCAGAAGGGUUGUUCUUCAUGGAGACAUCUGCCCUGGAUUCGACGAAUGUUAAAAAAGCUUUUGAAAUGGUUGUCCGAGACAUCUACAACAAUGUUAGCAGGAAAGUCCUGAAUUCUGAUACAUACAAAGCUGAAUUGUCUGUCAACCGUGUAACCCUCGUUAAUAAUGGGGCUGAUGGAUCAAAGCAAAGUGAGAGCAUGUUCUCGUGCUGUUCAAGAUGAUUUCGGUCACAAUGCUUCUGGUGGAUGAGUGGAUGUAUCUGGUGAGGUUAUAUGUUAAAUUUGAUUGGUUUUAUUGUUGGAUUUGUUCUCUUAAUGAAUCUGUCUUCAUGGGUAAAGUAGUUGAACAACAUAAGAAUAUGUAAUAGUUGUUAUUUUUUGAAUUAAAGAGAGAGAAACUUUUGUGCAAUGGAGAGGAAAAAAGCAUGUAAUCUGAAUGGAAUUAAGAUGGAUAGAAGUGUAUGAUUACGAAUUUACGAUUGCUCUUUUUUAUUA